Porites lobata is the source of this 4001-nucleotide messenger RNA. Lineage: Eukaryota; Metazoa; Cnidaria; Anthozoa; Scleractinia; Poritidae. The record is from the annotation of a GenBank genome assembly.
UGUCACUGAUUCGUCAGCCACACCAAUCAUGUUUAAGGUUUGAAUGAAUCAGAUGAAUAUUAAUUUCGUUCUAGAUUGGUCAUUUUAAAGGUAGGGUGAUUUUAAAAUGAACACAGAUUAGAGAGAGGCCUUGCCAGUUUAUUUCAACUACUGUUUCCAACACAAGCUGAGUGAGUUAUCGAAGAAAGAGAGGAGUUGUUCAAGUAGAUCAUUCUGUCCAAGGUUUGUGACGAACUAUAUUCAACUUAAUCAUGGAUCUUGCUCUCUACGAAAUUUCGGGCGCCUAUAUAGACUAGACGGUGUUAUGAACAAGUGUUCAUGUUAUGUGGUGGCUGAGAAAUUAACUUUAUCUGAUCUUGCACGUGAUUUUUAUUUCAUCAAUCAAAUUUACUUUGUCCAAAGACGCGAAAUUAUGAGGAAGACGACGAAUGAACUUUACACGCCGACACAAUUCGCCGGGGGAACAAGCUGAAAGAACUUCAUCGGGAGUUUAGAAGUCUGUAUUUUGUCUCGAGUUUACACCGACCAACUCAGCUUUUCUUACUAACGAAAUUCAUGUAUCGUAAGAAAGCGCAUUCAAAGCUCUUCCGCUACCUUUUUUAAACACAAGUGGAUAUUUACUUUGUGUCGGAGCGCUUGAUAAAUCAUACAUAAUCAUAAGCUCUUUCGGGUAGCAACGUUUUUCAUGAUUGAGAAGCAACACUGCCAGUGACUCCUGGAGUCACAACCGUUGCUGAUCUCGACGUAAUACAACAAAUGUUUCGUCGACAACAUAACGUAUCUAUUUGCUAUCAAUCAUAACAAAUAAGUACCGGCUGCAGUUUCUUUAAAUAUUCAGACAACUGCGUCUUAACUCUGAUAAAAUUACUUAUUUAAAAACCAUUUUCUGAGAAUAGCCGUGAUCAUUAAAUCGUAGUUGACUUGAGCUGCGAGUAUGCUAGAGUAGUCUGUUGCCAUUUAAAGGCAUAUUAAUUGAUUUUAAUGAUUAAAAAAAAGUCUUCCAACAUGAUCACAAUUCGGAGGUUUAACACUAUUAUUAACAAACUACGUUUGCCUGCGAUUCUCUGGAGUACUGCCUCGACUUGUACCCUGACUCCAGAGCUCCGUUCUCAAAAUAACUCAGAUGAGUAAACCUAACGGACUAACGGUGUUCCGGUUUGACAAAUUAUAAAAGCUUAGCUUAGCGCCUGGCUGUCGCUAAAUUAGGUAAGACUGGAAAAGAAACCUCUGGGGCUUCCACAUUACAAGUUACUGCCCGGCUUGUUGCGUUGUGCUAAUUAUUAAACACAACUAUAGAGUGCAGGUGCUAUGAACGCAGACGCAUUAUUUUAUUUAGCACUUAAUGCCAAUAUAUUCGAGUGAAUUCUGUGCAUUUUUAGGGUCAUCCGCCAUGAAAUAUAUGUUUAUUUAUGAACAUAUGUUUUACUCUAUGAGAAAUAACAGGCUUUUCAGUUUGCGGACCUCCAAAAAUACAAAUUUCCAGUUCUAAUUUCCGGGAAAAAAUGAUUAUUUCGCCUAAAGUUAUGACAAGUCUGUAUUUAAGGGUUAUUUACUAGUAAUAGUUGACACCAGAGCCGCCCCCUCUUUGUACGUUGUCGGUCAAUUGUAUCCUUGGUCUUUGUGUAGCUCUUUGAAAUAUACCGAUUCAUACUGAAGGUUUUUACAUAUACAACAUACAAUAGGUGAGAUAAAAGCAGGAAACACAAGAUCACCUACGUUCUGACUCAGGUCGAUUUACGCAGUUUUUCACUCUCGCGUUCUAGUCAAAAAGGCAUUUUUAAAUGCCUUAAGUCUUAAAAGACUUAUACUUUGCUUUAAAAAGGCUUUUAGAGGUACCUGUGAAAAAGGAAUACAACAGCACAGAAUUUAACAGAUUUAAUUGUCGGGGAAUUUUUGUUAUCGUCUACCUUACUGUCAUUUUCCUUUUCUGUAGACAUGACUUCAGCUGGUUCAGAAAGUGACGAAGAAAAAUCAAAUAUGGCAUGCUUGUUUUACGGUGAGUAGUGUGACUGGAUCCAGGUCAGUAACAAGUAAGAAAAGUUACAUAAGGUGGGCUACCUUUGUUUUUUCAGAUGAAUUCUGAUUGUAAAAUUAGAAAAAAUUGCCAUGAUAGUAACCUAGCCUACGAAAGAAUGGGUAAAAUCUCCAAAACGGUUUAUCUGAAUACCCUCUCUGUUAAUACCUAAGCAAUCAAAUACUCACGACUUUUUCCGCAACAUCAUUAUCAUGCAAUGUGCAAAGCCCGUGUGGCCGACGCCAGAUUUUGUUCAUUGAACCAGCAAUUCAAGUUCCCCUAGUGCAGUAUUCAAAACUUCGCGUGCAUAUGUAGUUUGAAAAGGCCGUUUUAAAGGGUGAUCAUUAUUUUAUAUCUUUUCUCGAACUUGUAAAAGACUAUUUCUGUGGUUUCCAUUUGACGUUGAUAUUUUGGUCCACCUUCCUUGCUUAGCGCUUCUGAUCUUCUCUUGAACAGAGUUCUAACAUGCCUUUCUUUGUUUCUUCUUUUUGUAGCACUUUCUCCUCUCUCGUUUCUUAGCCAGGCUUCAUUUCUUCGCUUUUUUCUCCUACACCGAAAAAUCAUCUCGAACACUUCAUCUGUAUUUUGUAUCUUUUACCUUUUGCAUGAGCAUUCUUUAAGUCACCAAUGGCGUUUCUCAACAUCAUGGUAUUAGUAUCCUCGAUCGGGUUACCAUUCAUUGCCAUUUACAUUCGUUAAUAUCUAUCUUAAUGCCCGUGUGUUAGUCAACAGUUUUUCAGCUUGUCCACUAAUCACGACUACCUCAUUUGCUAGGCUUUCGGACCAAUGAAUCUAUUAACCGUUCGGGUACAAAAUGAUUGAGGCUUGUACCUCAUGACUUAAACUCAUCCUGUGUGAUAUUGCCUGUGGUGUAUAAGGAGAGUGAAUUCUUGGUGUACCGUGUUAAUAUAAUUGGGCAUUAACAGAACUGUGAUGUCUUGAGGGAUUGUAAACUCUGUAAAUGGAUUAAGCUGAUGUAGUUUGGGCUGAUUUUCCUAAUACAGGUUGGCCAAGUGAAUCAAAAGAAGUCUCUACACACUUUACAAGCGGUCUUAACUUCUUGAAAGAAUUUUUACAGAUGGCAGAUAACACUCCACAUAAUAUCAGUGCAGCUAGUCAAAGAAUGAUGCAUGAUCUUGUCAACAAAGCUUAUGAAGCCUUUGUUCCUGCUCUGUCAGAGUUAGACAAGAUAAAUAAGGCGUUUGAUAAAGAACUUCAAGUUACCUUGGUUGACGAAAAAAAAGCCAAUGACCAGCUUACAGAAAUUGGGGUAACCUUGAAACAACUACAAGAAAAGGGAAACACUCUACAACAAGAUGUUCUUGAAGCGGAAAAGCAAGCUGAAAGGGAACGUGUUAACCUUAAUGAAGCCAUUUCUUUUGCAAAGAAAAAGGAAGAUCAGCUUGAAGAGGCUAAAAAGAAAAGCGCACUAAAAGCUGUAGGAGGUACCCUCAUUGGAUUGGUUGUUGGCGGACCCGCUGGAGCAGUAAUUGGUGCCGGUGUUGGUGGUACUGUUGCGUAUGCUGAUAUCGAGCAGGCUAGAAAAGCAGUUGAUACAGCCCGGGAUGCCAAGAGACGCGCAGAAGAAAGGCUAGAAGGCAAACAAAGAAAUCUUCGCAACGUAAAAUCGGACCUGGAAGGAUUAGAAAAACAACAGAGAGAGAAAUCAGAGGAGUUGAAAAUGAUUGAGAGACGCAUACAAGAGAUAAAGCAAAGAAAGGAACAAUCAGCAAGCUUGAGUGGCUCCGUCAAAAGUUUCUUCACAUUGGUGGAUACCACUACAUCACGAACAGAAAUGAUGGCGAAGGAAGCAAAUGGCGAGUUACCCGACAUUGAAGCCAUGAUGGUUCCUUUGAAGGCAAUUGCUAGUGACAUCUGUGAAUCGCUUACCAACAGCUGUCUGUUAUCCGGACAUGUUGACUUUAGUUUUACUGAGAUCCAGAAAAUGAAAGAUAUGUCAUUGGGUGACAUUGACCAAUGGGCAUGA